AUGGUAUCCUUUUCGUGCGAGGAGUGCGGCGACGUUCUCACCAAGAAGAAACUCGACCCUCAUCGCAACCGUUGCCGCGGCGCCACCUUUACCUGUAUUGAUUGCAUGGUCCAUUUCCCCGGCACCCAGUACCGCGCCCAUACUUCUUGCAUGACCGAAGCCCAGAAAUAUCAGGGUGCUUUAUACAAAGAAAAGCCCCAAAAGAACAACAAUACCCACGCGCAAGCCCACGCCGCAUCCAAGCACGAUAGCAACCCCCAGCCCGCCAAAAAGACCAAGAUGAUGGCCCAUCAACCAUACGUUCAAGACGUCCCCGACGACACCAGCUACGCCCCUUGGGCCGACUACGAGGGCCAGACUGAAGACGAACGGUCUCCCGUCGACCCUCUCCCCGAAGCACCAACCCCUCCUCCUGCCCACCGAGAGCAGCCGUUCAACGUCUUCGAUUACCUCGUUUCCACUGGCCAGACCCCGAAUGCCUCUCACGUUGACCUUGCCAAAGACAUCCCGGCCGAAAGCGAGAGCACCACGCUUGUUCGAUUCCGACACGACACUGAUGGGUACCUUGACGAUGAUGAACCCUUCGUCCAGUACAGCACCGGGCCUGUUCCUACCGCCGCCUACGUCACACCCGGCCCCAAGACGGAGCGCCGUCGCAGCAAGGAUGGUGACAAGAAGGAUAAAAAGCGCAAGCGACUGCACAUUGACGUUGCCGGUGAUGAAGAGAUGACUGACGCCCCUCCUGUGCUUCACUCCGGACUCACUGGCAAUCUCAAGAGCUUGAUGCGUUUUCCUCCUUCUCCUGACUACUCUGGUGACGCUGCCGAAGCUACUCCUGCCAGCCCCUUGAAGAAGAGCAAGCACACCAAGCACACCAAGAGCGGCCAUGGCAACAGUAUCUUGGACAUGAUCACUGGCGGCUCCAAAAAGUCCAAAAAGUCAAAGGACAAGAAACACCACCACCACCGCCGCUCCAAGAGCCCCAAGAGCCCCAAGAGGCUCGAGUUCAAUAAGGACGCUGCCAAGUCAGAGAUGGAGGGGCAGAUGAUUAUCUUCAAGCCCCGCGCUGAUAUAUUCCUAGGCUUUGUCAACAAAGGCCCUGAGAGUGAUCGCGGCUGCAGCAUGAACAAGGCCCUGAAGCGAUACCACCGCGAGCGCAAGUCAUUGGGCGCCACAGACUCUAAAGUCAAGGACGAGAAGGAACUCUGGCGAUCCCUGCGUCUUCGCAAGAACGAUCGCGGCGAGAUCGUCGUCUUUGCUCUCGAAGAUGAUGAGUAA
Molecule: messenger RNA, 1278 nt
Organism: Cordyceps militaris CM01
Lineage: Eukaryota; Fungi; Ascomycota; Sordariomycetes; Hypocreales; Cordycipitaceae
Product: Zinc finger domain-containing protein, C2H2, LYAR-type
Exons: 3
Coding region: 1-1278 (425 amino acids)
Biological process (GO): negative regulation of transcription by RNA polymerase II; rRNA processing
Cellular component (GO): nucleolus
Molecular function (GO): DNA binding
Source: RefSeq, a predicted model, not a curated record